UAGGGCAUUUUAGUUUCUUGGAUUCUUUGCACCGUGUGAUUGAUUUGUGAUCUUUUGUAUUUUGAGUUAAAAACUACAAAAAACGAUGUCAUUUUUGGCGCAAUCAGUGCGCCAGGUGCUGCGGCAGGUGCCCAAUCGCAGUUCAGCAUUAGCAGGUGCCAUGCGUUCGCUGAGCAUUUCGCCGGCUUUGGGGCAGCAAAACAAACCAGCGGCGAAAUCGGUGGACGUAUCUGCCAUAGCCAAAGAGCAACAAAAGGAGGGCCAGAACAUUUGCGAGCGAAUCAACCGUCAGGUGCAAAAAUCAGAGCAGGGGCGGCUUUUCGCUGUGGUUCAUCUGUGCGGUAAACAAUUUAAAAUAACCCCCGGCGACAUUAUUGUGGUCGAGGGAUACUGGCCCCCAACGGCGGGCGAUGAGAUUAGCUUGGAUAAGGUACUGCUGGCGGGAGCCCGGGACUUCACCCUCGUCGGAAGACCCAUUCUGGAACCCGGACUCGUUUCCGUGAAGGCCACCGUAGUGGAGAAGACCCUCAGCCACACGAAAACCCACUUCCGGAAGAAGCGCAGGAAGCAGUACAUGAGAAUCAACUUCCAGCGAUCCCCACACACCAUGGUCAGGAUCAAUUCGAUCGAACUGGCUCGUCCGCUAGACGCGAAUGCUGAGGAAAAGGAGCCACCGAGGCGCUUGUUUUAGUUAAAAUGUUAUUAAUCGAAAAUAAAAAACGUAAUCAUUGGAAGGUAAA
Molecule: messenger RNA, 740 nt
Organism: Drosophila ficusphila
Lineage: Eukaryota; Metazoa; Arthropoda; Insecta; Diptera; Drosophilidae
Gene: mRpL21
Product: 39S ribosomal protein L21, mitochondrial
Exons: 2
Coding region: 86-691 (201 amino acids)
Biological process (GO): translation
Cellular component (GO): ribosome; mitochondrial large ribosomal subunit
Molecular function (GO): RNA binding; structural constituent of ribosome
Source: RefSeq, a predicted model, not a curated record